AUUAUUUUUUUAUAUAUUUAACUGCCUAAAAAGGCGAUUAUUAAAUUGUUGUAAUUGUGUAAAAUCUUAUAGACAUUUAUGGUAAAAUGUCUGGCGCUUUUUUUAUCGAGCUUCAUAAAAGCUUCAUCUAACAUCCACAAGAACACAUUACCUUCAUCUGAUUACUUUCAAAUCAUUUACACACACACACACACACACACACACACAGCUACUGACCUCUGGGUUGUGAUUUGGUCAGAAAGUGUUGAUUAAUUAUGUACAACAGCAGCUUUAUAUCAAAGCGCUCGUUUCUAUAGUAAGAGCACGUGCACAUUUCCUGUGUGUGUGUGUGUGUGUGUGUGUGUAAGGAGUCUCCAGUGUCAGUGCUGUGUAUCAGUCAGAGGUAAAGCUAGAACAUUAAGAUGUCAGACAUUAUAAACACUCGGGGUUAGUCCAGUUAGAGGAAAAUAAUCAGCAGUGUGUAACAGUGACAUGACCGCUGUGUCUGAUCUCUCCUGGUGUUUAUUACCUGAGCACGUGCAGUGUGACGUGUGAGGUCAAGAGAAAGACGGUACACACGUGAAGCUGGGGCAGUUUCUUUAUGGAGCUCUCGUCCUUUUAUUAGACAGCAUGUUGAAGCCGAUAAAGACAAAGCUGCUUCUUUAUCACACACUCCACCCUGACACACACACACACACACACACACACUCUUCAGCCUUUAUUAACCUCCAACACGGAAGCUUUUUCCCCAAACACACACGCACGCUCACGUGUGAAUGGUCUCUCUGUCUCUCAGGUGAAGAUUUUUCAGGCUUUUGCUCUCUGAUUUAUGAAAAGCCUCACAGUGUGUGUGAAUGCAGAAGUGUGUGGCUGUACUCGGAGGAGGGAUCGGCGGUCUCUCAGCCUGCUAUUACCUCAGCAAGAGCACUCAUGUCUCUAAGGUGGUGCUGUUGGAGGCGACGGGGAGGUUCGGAGGCUGGAUAAACACUACUCGUAGGGAGGAUGGAGCUGUAUUUGAACACGGCCCCAGAGGAGUCCGGCCGGCCGGAGCAGUGGGCAGAAACACACUAAACAUGCUGUCUGAUUUGGGUCUGGAGUGUGAGAUUCUGCCGGUUCCUCAUGAUCACGUGGCCUCCAAGAACCGGUUCCUUUAUAUGAAUGGAGAGAUACACAAACUGCCCUCCAGCCUCAGUGGAGUGGUGAAAACUGUGCCUCCGUUUUCCAGUCCCAUCAUCCUCAGCGUGAUGAAGGAGAUCCUGGUGAGGAAGGGGAAGGAGGAGGACGAGUCUGUUCACUCGUUCAUGUCCAGGAGGUUCGGCUCUGAGUUAGCAGACAUAGCGAUGGACUGUCUGUGUCGUGGUGUGUUUGCGGGGGACAGCAGGAAGCUGAGUGUGCGCUCGUGUUUCCUGCCGCUGCACAGAGCUGAACAGGACUGGGGCUCGGUCCUGCUGGGCCUGCUGCUCUCAGGAGGAGGAGGAGGAGAGAAGGCGGGUGCAGGCAGUAUGUCAGCGCUGGCACGGCGGGCGAGGGCGGAGUCAUGGUCUCAGUGGUCUCUGACAGACGGGAUGCAGACCCUCCCUGAUGCCCUGCAGGAGGCGCUCAGGGGGCGUGAGCGGGUAGAGCUCCAUCACAGCACCCCUGUCAGGACACUGACCCACACUGCGGGCGGCUGGGAGAUUAAACUGGAGAAUGGAGCAACCUUAAACGCUGACCAUGUGAUUUCUGCUCUACCUGCCUCAGUGUUGGCCUCGUUACUGCCCCCUGCUGCUGCACCACUGUCACAUCUGCUGUGUGAGAUAAACACUGUGAGCGUCGGGCUGGUCAACCUGGAGUAUGAGGGAUCUGUGUUACCUGUAACGGGUUUUGGACAUUUGAUCCCUUCCUCUGUGGAUAAAAGUGUGUUAGGGGUGGUGUAUGACUCGGUUCCGUUUCCACAACACAACCGGAGAGGAGAACCCACAACCAGAAUGACAGUGAUGAUGGGAGGUGCUUGGUUUGAGGAGACAUUAGGUCCUCCAGAUGAGGUGAAGGAUCAGGUGCUGUUGGAUGGAGCGCUCCAGGCCGUGAGGUCACACCUGAACAUUACAUCAUCACCUGUGUGGAGUAGAGCUGCUGUGCUGAAGAACUGCAUUCCACAGUAUCACCUGGGACACUGGAAACGACUAGAGGCAAUGAGGCAGUAUAUCAGCGAUCAUGCUCUUCCUCUCACGCUGACCGGAGCCUCGUUCAACGGCGUCUCUGUUAACGAUGUCAUAUUUAGUGGACGCACGGCCGCAGAGGGGCUCCUGGGGAAACUCUGACCUGUAGUGUGGUGAUUAAUAAGAUGUAUCUCAGUAACACUGUAGAACCUGCAGAGAAGCUUCAUAUCUGACCUGUCUGAGUCCUUCAGCUAUUUUUACACGUGAAAUUGUAUUUAAUAAAGUUUUAUAACUGAAGAGAAGGAUGUG
This is a messenger RNA of Hemibagrus wyckioides, 2426 nucleotides long. It is a transcript of the gene ppox, whose product is annotated as protoporphyrinogen oxidase. NCBI's taxonomy places the organism in Eukaryota, Metazoa, Chordata, Actinopteri, Siluriformes, Bagridae. Gene Ontology annotation, molecular function: protoporphyrinogen oxidase activity, oxygen as acceptor. Bases 834 to 2279 code for a protein of 481 amino acids. Gene Ontology annotation, biological process: heme biosynthetic process. The record is from RefSeq and is a predicted model, not a curated record. The transcript has 13 exons. Gene Ontology annotation, cellular component: mitochondrial inner membrane.